This is a messenger RNA of Populus nigra (black poplar), 1217 nucleotides long. RefSeq lists its product as uncharacterized. The transcript has 4 exons. NCBI's taxonomy places the organism in Eukaryota, Viridiplantae, Streptophyta, Magnoliopsida, Malpighiales, Salicaceae. Bases 121 to 1035 code for a protein of 304 amino acids. The record is from RefSeq and is a predicted model, not a curated record.
ACUUCCUUACUAAGAAGCCCUGAUUCCUGGGAUUAAGCCAUCAAGGCGAUUACAAAUAACACGACUCCUCUAGUUAAUUCAUACAAGGCUUGGAAGGCCUACCUUUCUAGAGAAGGAGAGAUGGUGAACACUUUGUCAUUGUACAAGCCCUUGUUGCAAGGCUUAAUGAAGCUAGCUGGGGUCACACCCCGAGCAGUAGAGAUCGAGCCAGGGACAGUCAUCCAUUUCUGGAUCCCGAGUGAAACCACUACCACGAAUAAACCUGCAGUGGUGUUUCUUCAUGGAUUUGGUUUUGAUGGGAUUUUGACAUGGCAAUUUCAGGUGCUAGCUUUGGCCAAGAAGUACGCAGUUUAUGUUCCCGAUCUCCUCUUCUUUGGUGAUUCAAUCACCGAUAAAACUGAACGGUCACCGGCUUUUCAAGCAGAAUGCAUGGCUAAGGGUCUAAGGAAGCUUCGCGUCGAGAAGUGCACCUUGGUUGGAUUGAGCUAUGGAGGGUUUGUUGGUUUCAAGAUGGCUGAGAUGUUCCCUAAUUUGGUUGAUUCAAUGGUGAUAACUUGUUCAGUUAUGGCCUUGACUGAGUCCAUCGCUUGUGCUGGCCUGCAAAGAAUUGGCUUCUCAUCGUGGGCAGAUUAUUUGAUUCCUGAAACGGUCGAGGGCGUGAAGAAACUGCUAGACGUUGCUUUCUACAAGCUGCCAUGGAUACCUGAUUUUGUCUACAGACACAUUUUGGAGGCCUUGUAUUUCGACCACAAGAAGGAAAGGCAUGAACUUUUAGAGGCGUUAAUUGUGAAGGACAAGGAUUUCACUGUCCCUCGUUUUACACAGUCGCAGAGGAUAUAUCUCUUGUGGGGAGUAGAUGACAUCAUUUUCGACAAGGAAGAAGUUCGCAACUUGAAAGAGCUAUUAGAAGGCAAAGCAACGGUGCACUGCAUCGAGAGGGCAGGUCACUUGGUGGAAUUGGAGCGACCCUUUGCCUACAAUAGGCAACUCAAGCAAAUUCUUGCUUCUUUAUAUGAAGAUGGGAAGGAAAAUUAGUGGAACUCAUCCUCUCUCCACUCUUGGCCGUUGCUGUUUGUGUUAGUUUGACUUUAGCAUGAUCAUAGGGAAAUCUCAUCUCAUCUACCGAUCCGUGGAAUCAGUACCGAUGUAUCUUAUUGAAUAUUUUGCUUUUUGAACCCUAAAUAAUACAAAUAAUAAUUAAUGCCUUUUAAGGACCA